GCUAGACGUAACGUAUGCACUUGGACCCCUCUCCGUUUGGUCUGGCGCAGUGAGGAAGAGACAUUUCCUAAUAAGGAAAGGGUGUGCUUUCGGAUACACUUCCGGAACGAUGUCAAAAUCUUUGAAGAAGAUCGUGGAGGAAAGUCGGGACAGGAGCCUUCCUGAGGUAGAAAUGUGCGACAGGGGGAUCUCGAACAUGCUGGACAUACCAGGCCUGUUCACUCUGUCUCACAUCACUCAGUUGGUCCUCAGUCACAACAAGCUCACAGCUGUGCCUCCUAACAUCUCAGAACUGAAGAAUCUGGAAGUUCUGAACUUGUUCAACAACCAGAUUGAAGAGCUCCCGACUCAGAUCAGCAGUCUUCAGAAGCUGAAACACCUCAAUCUUGGGAUGAAUCGUCUCAGUGGCUUGCCCAGAGGAUUUGGAUCUCUUCCUGCUCUCGAGGUGUUGGACUUAACCUACAACAACUUGAACCAGAACUCUGGUUCUCUGCCUGGAAACUUCUUCUAUCUAACCACUCUUAGAGCGCUGUAUUUGAGCGACAACGACUUUGAAUUACUUCCUCCUGACAUUGGGAAGCUGACAAAGCUGCAAAUCCUGAGUCUCCGAGAUAAUGAUCUGGUCUCGUUACCGAGGGAGAUUGGUGACUUGGCUCAACUCAAAGAGCUUCACAUCCAGGGCAACAGACUGACUGUUCUGCCUCCUGAACUUGGUAACCUGGAUUUAACUGGGCCUAAGCAGGUCUUCAAAGCAGAGAACAAUCCAUGGGUCACUCCCAUCGCAGACCAGUUCCAACUUGGUGUUUCCCAUGUUUUUGAAUAUGUUCGUUCAGAGACCUAUAAGUAUCUCUAUGGUAGACACAUGCAGGCUAACCCAGAGCCUCCGAAGAAGAGCAGUGACAAGAGCAGGAAGAUCAGCCGCAAACCACUUGCUGCCAAGAACAAAUGAAGAGGAAAUUGAGCAUGGAGAUGAGCCUUCACCAUCAGCCAAACUGUCUGCCUCUCAUGUUCCUGUUACGUAACAAGUUGGGAUGUUUUUGAAUGUCCUAUUUUCAAUCUUCAGUGGUCUUUGUGCAUUUUUGUUUCCUUUUGCUUUAUGUGCUAAUGAAGUAAGCUUACAUACAUAAAGGGAAUUUUACAUUGUUAACACUUUGUGGAAAAAGUAUCUUGCUUAUUAAGAGCUCUAUGCCAAAUGAAAAAGACACGUUCCUUAAAAAUACUUGUGGAAGACAGCUGCUAAAUGACUUUACACACUAUUAUUACUUCUGCACUUUCCCAUAAAUGAAAAUGAAGACUCUACAGUAUUAAACUCUGAAAGAUCCCGGUUAACAGCUGUGUAUUCUCACUGAUCUUAGCUCCUUAUUUUAAUCUGUGUUUUCUGUCUUGGCUGGUUUUUCCAGUUCAUUACAAUCCUGUUACUUUUUAGUAGCAGCCAGAGUGAAACACCGAGGAAAUCUGAGGUUUAAAAUUCAAAUUAGACUUAAAUUAGUGAUGAGAGAUGAUGCUUCCCCUGGUUCCUUUGUCCAGUUUAAACAGGUGUGGUAUAACAUCUGCUUUGCUUGGUUUUCUUAAGCACAUGCUUCACAAUAUGCUGCAUGAUCAUGAACUUUUAAAGUAAAGGCUGAAAGUCUUUACUUUAAAAGCUUCUAGACAUCUAACAUGUAAGAGAAAAGACUGAAAAGUGUUUAAAAUAUGUACCUGUUAUUUCGCUCUUAGUUUUUAUUUGCUUCUCAAAUUUGAAAUUUCUUUUACUUUUUACUUUUAUUACAAAUAUUAUGUUGCCUGCUGGUAAUAUAUCCUGAGAAAAUAAUCACCAGCCUUGUUUGCAUAUUUGUGUCUUUGGCAACCAGUAAUGGCAGAGUUUGUAGAGAAACCACAGAUAACAUAAAAUAUGAA
Molecule: messenger RNA, 1896 nt
Organism: Poecilia latipinna (sailfin molly)
Lineage: Eukaryota; Metazoa; Chordata; Actinopteri; Cyprinodontiformes; Poeciliidae
Gene: rsu1
Product: Ras suppressor protein 1
Exons: 9
Coding region: 110-949 (279 amino acids)
Cellular component (GO): cytoplasm
Molecular function (GO): protein binding
Source: RefSeq, a predicted model, not a curated record